CUCCGUCUGUUGGUCGGCCGCUCUGCCUGUCAGCGAGUUUUUCGUAUCGUACUCGGGUUGGGUUGUGCUGUGUGUGUGUGUGCGUGUGUGUGUGUGUGCGUGUGUGUGUGUUGUAUGACGUUCUCUCUGACAUGAGGGGGAAAGCUCCUGUAUGUCUGUAGGUUAACUCAGAGAUGUGAGCACAGCCACUCUCUCGUUCAGACCUCCCCUUUCUCUCUGUUUGUACGGAUUGCUCCGCGCUGCUCGAUGACUGGACCUUGGGCAGUAAUACUGAACUCUGAAAUUCCAGGUUAGACGGAUGUGUCUGAAGGAUGAAUGACAAAUCAAAUGCCCGAAAGGUUCGUAAUGCGGACAUCAACCCCUGCAUUGAGGAGAGCGAUGGUUCACAAAAGUGCCUGGAUGCAUAUAACUACAAUAAGGACAUGUGCUCUGCAUACUUCUUGAAGUAUAAGAAUUGCAGGAAGUACUGGCAUGGUGUAAUGCUACAACGCAGGCGUGAAGGAAUAAAGCCAGACAUGCCUACACUUAAAGAGAGGGAAGAAAUAAUAGCUGCUCUGGGAGGGAAGCCCUACUGACACACAGUGAACUCAGUUUCCCAGAGUGCUCUUCUAUUGUGCUUGUCAUGUAUUAGUGGAGCAUAUAUUGUGCCUUCCAGAAGGUGCUGUACGCGUGGAUGAGCACGUCCUUCCAAAACGAAGACUUAAAGACUUUAUUUACUCUGCCAAACACUGGGGUUGUGUGUGUGUGUUUGUUAAAGAUAUUUGUGUGAAAUAAAGUGUGAAAGUGUUUCCAUUGUGUAUAGUAAUGCACAGCACCAGCGAAAGUGCAGGGUAAUGUGAUUGAACGCUGCAAAAGAGAUGGACAUCGUCCAUUGGUUAUAUAUAUGCAAAUGGAUCUAAUAAAGAAAUAAAAAAUGUACUGUGUAAAAAUGUAA
Molecule: messenger RNA, 934 nt
Organism: Pygocentrus nattereri (red-bellied piranha)
Lineage: Eukaryota; Metazoa; Chordata; Actinopteri; Characiformes; Serrasalmidae
Gene: chchd7
Product: coiled-coil-helix-coiled-coil-helix domain containing 7
Exons: 4
Coding region: 312-575 (87 amino acids)
Source: RefSeq, a predicted model, not a curated record